AUGCCGGCAUCCACGGUGAACAAGGAUCUAGCGGCCGAACGGGAUAAGGGUAGCUUCGACAAGGACGAAUUCACCCUCUGGUGGGUUGGUGGCAAGGAAAAGCUGAAGGAAAAGCAAGAUCUAGAAACGUUUCUCGCGAACGAUCCGGACUUUCAUAACGAAACACCGAUCCACUUCCUUUCCCAUAAGGAGCUGUACGAGGAAACGAUAAGACAAGCAACGGCCAUUUUCCGCAAGGUGCGCAAAUUCCAUGAAGAUCGUGGAAAUGGUGAUCCAUCCAACUACAUGCAAAAUCUCAGUGGACUGCUGGGCAAUGGAAUCAUUCGGCAGGGCAAUCCGUUGGGCAUUCAUUUUGCAAUGUUUAUCCCAGCUUUGCUCGGUCACGGUUCACCGGAACAGCAAGCCGAAUGGUUACCCCGUGCCCUGCGAUGCCAAAUGCUGGGAACGUACGCACAAACCGAGCUCGGCCACGGUACGUUUUUGCGAGGGCUAGAAACGACUGCUACGUACGACGAGCGUACGCAAGAAUAUGUCCUGGAAAGUCCAACGCUGAGCUCGUACAAAUGGUGGCCAGGAGGAUUGGCACACACGGUCAACUACUGCGUGGUGAUGGCGCAACUCUUCUCCCAAGGGAAAUGUCACGGCAUUCAACCGUUCAUCGUGCAACUGCGCGAUGAGGAAACGCACAUGCCAAUGAAAGGCAUCAUAAUCGGUGAAAUCGGCAACAAGCUUGGCAUGAACGGCGUUAACAAUGGUUAUUUGGGAUUUGAAAAGGUACGCAUCCCGCGCAAGAACAUGCUGAUGAAGAACGCCAAGUUGCUGGCGGACGGUACGUUCGUGAAGCCACCGUCGCAGGCACUCACCUACGGCACGAUGAUGUUCGUGCGUGUAAUAAUUGUGCGCGAUACUGCCUUCCAUCUGGCGAAGGUGGCCACAAUAGCCGUACGGUAUUCGUGCGUCCGUCGCCAAAGUCACAUUAACCCGGACCAACCGGAAGUGCAGGUGAUCGAUCACUUGACGCAACAGUACAAGCUGUUCCCGGCCGUUGCUAGAAGUAUUGUAUUUAAGCUCACCUCCGAUAACCUGUGGGACAUGUACAAUCAGGUGACGUCCGAGUUGGAUCAGGGUAACCUUGAGCGUCUUCCGGAAUUGCAUGCAAUCGCCUGCUGUUUGAAGGCGGUCACCACGGCCGAUGCAGCCAAAGCCGUAGAAACGCUUCGUAUGGCCUGCGGUGGUCAUGGAUACAUGACUUGUGCCAACUUCUACAAUACGUACGGAUUUGUAACAGCGGCAUGUACGUAUGAGGGCGAAAAUACGGUUCUGUUGUUACAGACUGCCAGAUAUCUUAUCAAGGUCUGGAACCAGGCGCUCAAAGGACAACCGCUUGGACCAACGGUGCAAUAUUUAAACAGCUUCAUCCAAAACCGAAACAAUCGCCAUCCCUGGCUAGACACUGUUCCCGGCAUUGUGAAGGCAUUACAAACCGUGGCAGCUGGCAAACUUCGCCUCGCAAACGAGCAUAUUGAGCAGCGCAAAAAGGCUGGCUACACGCAUGAGGAAGCGGUCAAUCUUACAUCUCUCGAGCUGGCACACGCCGCCGAAGCACACUGCCGUGCCUUUUUGGUACAGUCCGGGUACGAGAUGAUCGAAAAGCUCUGCCAAAAGGUUUCACCUGCACUAGCAAAGGUGAUGCGCACGAUCGGCGAACUGUACGCGUACAACGAGGCACUUGAUUCGAUUGGUAGUCUUGUCCGGUUCACGUCGAUCAGCGAGAGUGACAUUAACCGGCUGCAGGCAAAGCUGGAAACGGCACUAUUGGCCAUCCGACCGAAUGCGGUCAACCUUGUUGAUGGAUUUGCUAUACCGGACGUUUUGCUCGGUUCGCCACUUGGCGCUUACGAUGGUAACGUUUACGAGCGUCUCUACGAAGAGGCACAAAAAAGUCCGCUGAAUAAGGAACCGGUAAAUAAAUCGUUUCAUCUGUACCUGAAACCAUUCAUGCGCUCGAGCUUGUAA
Anopheles marshallii is the source of this 2016-nucleotide messenger RNA. Its product is annotated as probable peroxisomal acyl-coenzyme A oxidase 1. The record is from RefSeq and is a predicted model, not a curated record. Gene Ontology annotation, cellular component: peroxisome. NCBI's taxonomy places the organism in Eukaryota, Metazoa, Arthropoda, Insecta, Diptera, Culicidae. Bases 1 to 2016 code for a protein of 671 amino acids. Gene Ontology annotation, molecular function: fatty acid binding; acyl-CoA oxidase activity; FAD binding. Gene Ontology annotation, biological process: lipid homeostasis; fatty acid beta-oxidation using acyl-CoA oxidase. The transcript has 9 exons.